Camellia sinensis is the source of this 1173-nucleotide messenger RNA. RefSeq names its product protein TILLER ANGLE CONTROL 1. The record is from RefSeq and is a predicted model, not a curated record. Gene Ontology annotation, biological process: morphogenesis of a branching structure. NCBI's taxonomy places the organism in Eukaryota, Viridiplantae, Streptophyta, Magnoliopsida, Ericales, Theaceae.
AUUAGCCUUCCACCUAGUUGGCCCCCUCUUGGUUUUUAGUCCCUCUCCCUCUCCCUCUCGUUCCAUCAUCACUCACUCACUCUGUCUCUCACACAUUUCAACUUCCACAACACAAAAAUGAAGCUCUUCAAUUGGGUUCAUCGAAAGUUUCAUCACAAAGAUGGGAAGAAGGAAGAGCUGGCCAUGGUUACCAUUGAAACAGAGAAACAAGUGCUACUUGAAAAUGUCCCCCUCGCAGACGUCCUCGUUGAUGGUUGGAGAGAUGGUAUUCUCACCAUUGGUACAUUUGGUUUCGAUCCUUUGAGUGAUUUCAAUCAAAAAAAUGAAUGCCCUGUAGUUGAAGAAGAAGAAGAAGAAGAAGAAGAAGAAGAAUGUGAGGAGGAAGAAGAAGAAGAUUAUGAAUUUGUUAAUGAAUUAGGCGACGAGGACAUGAAAGAAUGUGAUGAAGAAGAGCUUAAUCCGCUGGUAUUCACAGCAUUUCGCUCAAACUACAAUGAAAAUGCUCUGAAAGAUGAUCUGAGAAUGGUUCGUGAACUUGGUUUUGGCGCGAACGAGUUGGAGGAUGAGAAGAGGAACAAGAAGAGAGAGAGAACGACACUUGCAGAUUUGUUCUCAGCUGAUUCUGAUGAUCUGAAUAACGCAAAGCGAGAUCGAAGCAAGAUCAAGCCAGAAUCUAAGAAGAAGGCUGAUGAUGAUGUUCAUGCAAAAAAGAAAGGCCUCUCGUUUGCUAAGAAGCUCAUUCCUCGUGUUGGAGAUGAUACUCGUCCCAUCAAGAAACUGCACCAACUGAUGAGAAGGAUGCUGAAGAGGAAGAUCCAUCCAGACCUUGAAGGAAAAUUUCAAAAGAUCGAUAGUCAGAUUAAGCCUACCGUAUGCGGACUUUUUGCUGAAGAACAUGGAGCCAAUGAAUCGGUUUCUCUCCUUCAAACUAAAGAUGCUGUGGUGUGAGGUGUGAGAAGUGUUGAACUGGUUUCUUAGGAAUGUAUUCUGAUGAUGAUUGUCAUGAAAUAAUUUUCCUUUUAAGGUUUGUCUAUUAAUUUAUUAGAUUUCAUGUAGAUGAACCAUUGAACUAGCUAUGUGAAUUUAUUUUGUACUUCUUUGGAUGUGGAUUUGGCAUUUGUUGUGUGGUGAAAGGCUUUGGCUGUGAUGAACAUCACAGGCUUCGAUUGAUUA